This is a messenger RNA of Sparassis crispa, 921 nucleotides long. RefSeq lists its product as hypothetical. The transcript is spliced from 2 exons. The coding region runs from base 1 to 921 and encodes 306 amino acids. NCBI's taxonomy places the organism in Eukaryota, Fungi, Basidiomycota, Agaricomycetes, Polyporales, Sparassidaceae. The record is from RefSeq and is a predicted model, not a curated record.
AUGCCAAACUUGAGCUUGACGGCAAGCGAUACAUCCGGCGGUCGCGGCCUGCUGUAUCCGUAUUCUCCACUUAUGACAAAGCCUCUGGUUCCUUACAAACAUGAUCGCGUUUCAUUCGUGCUGUCCAUAUGGCUACGCGUUCCUCCCAGUUUUCGGAUGCUAGGCUACAAGUGUCUAAUGUUUUUGGGCCAAAAGUUUUACGGCAAGGCAUCCGCAUUCGUGCAGCGCCUCCCAUUCAAUAUGUAUGCGAAGUAUGGGUACAAUGUUCGAUACGCUGAAGCCGUGACGAUGAAAUACGUCAAAGAAAACACUUCGAUUCCGGUUCCCGCCGUCUUAGACGUUUUGCGAGAUGAUGGUGGUGCCUUCAUUCUUAUGACACGUCUUCCUGGUAUUUCGUUUGGAGGAAACUACAGAUUGGGAGAAUUGUCUGCCACAGAUUCAUCUUCCUUCGAGGAGACACUGCGAGAUUGGUUCGCACAGCUUCGCUCAUUGCCUGCACCAUCCAACGCCAUAUCUUCCAUUGACGGUUCCCCUUGCCGCUCCUAUCGAAUCAAUCACCAGUCAGAUAUUGGGCCGUUUACUUCCGAGGAGGAUUUUCUCGCAUCCUUCUUCGAGAAAAUGCCAAGGCGGUUUCAUGAUGACCUUCAUGCAAAGAUGAAGGAUCUAUACAGCCCUCACCAGAUCUGCCUUACUCAUGGUGAUCUCAAUCCCUCCAAUUUACUUUUUUACAAUGGACAUCUGUCCGGAUGGAUAGACUGGGAGUGUGCUGGGUGGUUCCCCGAGUACUGGGACUACACCUACGCCUUGUACAAUCGGGAGAUGUACACGGAGUGGUGCGAGCUUUUCACCCGAAUAUUUCCACAUUAUGAGAAGGAGUUGGAACUUGAGAAGGCCUUUUGGGCGGUCUGCAAUCCCUGGUAA